AUGAAGAUAUGGGAUGCGUAUCAAAGCGCAGAGGAGUUAAAGCUUCCGUUCUCGGUUUUCAAGGAGAACUUACCUGACAGACUCUCUGUUAAUCAAUUUGCUGAUUUUACAUGGAAAGAGUUUGAAAGACACAGUGUUGGUGCUGCUCAAAACGACUCUGCCACUAUUAAAGGCAGCCACAAGCUCACUGAAGCUGCACUUCUAGAAACAAUUGUGUAA
Microthlaspi erraticum is the source of this 219-nucleotide messenger RNA. The record is from the annotation of a GenBank genome assembly. Lineage: Eukaryota; Viridiplantae; Streptophyta; Magnoliopsida; Brassicales; Brassicaceae.